UGCUGAGGAUGAUGAGGGAGAGGACACAGGGCAACAGCGUGACUCAGCUGUACAAGAAUCUCAUGGAACAACACAGUGAGGCAUGGACACAGCGUGUCCUUCAGUACCUGACUGCCUGUGAACCAUUUACUAGGUCCUCCCUUGUGCAGCCACCUGUGUUUGCCGAGCCUCCCUCUUUACCUGCCCUACCUAAACCUAAGUGGCUGUUAGCCGUGUACGCCAGGGAUGUUCUGGGGCGACUGCACGAGGUCAAAGCCAAAAUUACAUCUGUUUUGGGCUGUGUUCUGAAGAUGGCCUCCACAAAGAAGGUCACAAAGAAACUUGCCGGUGCUGCUGCAGGAACAGCUGCCUGGUGCACAAAUGUAGGAAACGAACACGGCCAAGUCCUCGUCUCUGUGCUGACAGCCGCAGAGGGACAUGGACUGCACCCUAUGGCAGCUGGCCUAAUGAAACGCUACCGGGAGGCAGGAGAGGCAGCCCCGAAAGUGAUGUACAUGGACAGAGAUUGCUGCAGUCUUCAUGGCAAGUCUCAGGUGAAGGUCAUGUUUUCGGAGUGGGAUGAGCUUGAAGUGCGCCUUGACAUCUGGCAUUUCAUGCAGCGAUUUGCUGCAGGUGUCACGACAGAGGCUCAUCCGCUCUACAGGACCUUCAUGGCACGUCUGUCCAUGUGCAUCUUUGAGUGGGAUCCAGAUGAUGUGGCUGCUCUUCACCGUGCAAAGGAGGGUGAGCUGGCAGCAAAGAAGGCUGGCCACAUCUCAGGAAAGGCUUGAGUGCCUGCAUUACCCGGAGAGAGUUGGCACUGCACUGCCGGAGGAGGACCAGGGGUGUGGAGGAGAGACCACCAAAUUGAUUGGAUCUC
This is a messenger RNA of Misgurnus anguillicaudatus (oriental weatherfish), 859 nucleotides long. RefSeq lists its product as uncharacterized. Lineage: Eukaryota; Metazoa; Chordata; Actinopteri; Cypriniformes; Cobitidae. The record is from RefSeq and is a predicted model, not a curated record.